Molecule: messenger RNA, 813 nt
Organism: Diabrotica virgifera virgifera (western corn rootworm)
Lineage: Eukaryota; Metazoa; Arthropoda; Insecta; Coleoptera; Chrysomelidae
Product: venom carboxylesterase-6-like
Exons: 4
Coding region: 1-813 (270 amino acids)
Molecular function (GO): hydrolase activity
Source: RefSeq, a predicted model, not a curated record
AUGGAAGGACAUAACCGGAGAGGCAAAGACCUAUCCAGAGUUAUGAUACCAAAAGAAGAAAACGAAGGACCUAGACCUCCAAAAGAAUGGAAAUGGAAAACGCCACCACUUCCCAAAGCAAGUUGGACUAAUACAUUGGAUUGUACGUACGAUAGAUCUGUCUGUGUUCAAACUCAAGGUAUUACGAAUCCUACAGUUAUUGGUUCGGAAGAUUGUUUAUAUUUGUCUGUCUAUUCUCCAGAUAUAAAAGGCGUUGACCUUCCUGUACUUUUUUGGAUCCACGGUGGGGCAUUUGUUGCUGGCAGUAACUCUUUCGACGCGUGUAAACCAGAUCAUUUUAUUAAUCAAAAUGUAGUUGUAGUAAUGAUACAGUACAGAUUAGGAGUUUUUGGCUUUAUGAGUACUGGGGAUUCAGCCUGCCCAGGAAAUCUCGGAUUGAAGGAUCAAGUGAUGGCACUAGAUUGGACCAUACGCAAUAUUCGUCAUUUCGGAGGUAAUCCAAAGGAUAUUACAAUAGGCGGUCUAAGUGCUGGUGGUGGAUCCGUUGGCUAUCAUCUACUUUCUCCAAAAUCAGCAGUUGAUAAAAUUGGUGAAGCUGGUAAAUUUGGUCCUAAUACUGUUUCCUGCAGUAUACCAAACUUACUGAAUAAUUUAAUGUUACCUGACUCAUUCAUAUUGACAAAUCAGAUCUAUCUUAUACAUUUUAUACUAGAUGCCUUUAAAAUGAUAUUGCCAAUAUUUAUAAGUUACGUUCCUUGGACGACAUUAUUGAAAGAUAGUUCAUUCGAUUAUAUGAAAUCAACUUUAAGUUAA